GAAGAGCGAAACAUGGCGACAUCGAACAAUCCGCGGAAAUUUAGCGAGAAAAUCGCUUUACAUAAUCAGAAGCAGGCAGAGGAGACAGCAGCAUUCGAGGAAGUGAUGAAAGAUUUGAGUAUUACCCGAGCAGCGAGGUUACAGUUACAGAAGACCCAGUAUUUACAGUUGGGACAAAACCGUGGGCAGUACUAUGGCGGAUCAUUGCCAAAUGUCAAUCAGAUUGGAAAUGGCACCAUUGACAUGCCUUUUCAGACUCCCUUUCAAGGUUCAGGUGACACCAGCAGGACAACACGGCAUCAUGGAUUGGUUGACAGAGUUUACCGGGACAGAAACCGCAUCACGUCCCCACACGGAAGGCCCCUCGACAAACAUGGACGCCAAAUUGAUAGCUGUCCAUAUGGCUCGGUGUAUCUGUCACCCCCACCCGACACCAGUUGGAGGAGAACAAACUCGGACUCUGCGUUGCAUCAGAGCACUUUGAACCCACAGGACAUUUUUGCAGGAGGCUCACAGGACUUGCAGCUUAAACGAGUGCUUCUGCUUCAUGUACCAGGGCCAGAAGACACAGAAUCAGAUAUGGACAAAGACGAACAAAAACAGAACUGGGAUGGCAAAAAGAGUGUUUCAUCAAGGUCCAAGGUCCCAGGGAUCAACAUAUUCCCAUCUCCGGAUCAGGAGCUGACCGCGUCGCUGAUGCCGUCAGCCCAAAACACGGGCGGGGGCUCCCUGCCUGAUCUGACCAACAUCCAGUUCCCCCCUCCGCUACCCACCCCCCUGGACCCCGAGGACUCCACCCUCAGCGCCUCCAACAGCACGGGCAACCUGGCCACCAGCCACUCACACAGCUUCAGCUCCACCAGCCAAGGACAGACCACCGCCCAGCAGGGCAGGCAGGACAACAUGGUCAACCAGGACUCCCACCAGCACCAGUCCCUACAGCUCUCCCCCACCCUGUCACCACCCCUCACCCUCGCCCAGGUAGCGGAGACCAUAGACGCCAUGACACUGGAGGCGCAGUUGUCCCAGUACGCGUUCUUCAGCCAGCCCUCUUCUCAACAACAGCAGCAGCAGACCACUCAAGGACUGACAAGGCUGGUCCAGCUCCCCUCCCCUCUGAACACCUCGUCCAGCCAGACACAGAACUCCAUGGAUAUGAACUCGCACCACUCCAUAUUGGGCAGUGUGUUUGCGGACUUCUAUGACCAGCAACUCACUUCCAGACAGACCAGUGCUCUCUCCCAACAGCUGGAGCAGUUCAACAUGACAGACAACAGUCUGUAUGGCCAGGGCUCCACCCUCAACUACUCCCAAGCAGCCAUGAUAGGUUUGAUGGGUAGCCACGGCAACCUGCAAGACUCCCAGCAGCUGGGCUACAGUAGCCAUGGCAACAUCCCCAACAUCAUUCUCACAGCCACUGGAGAGUCACCACCCAGACCUUCCAAGGGUUUGUCUUACAGCUCUCUGUCGGCUGACAUCAGCUUCGACGCAGACUCUCAGUUUCCCCUGGACGAGCUGAAGAUCGACCCGCUGACCCUAGAUGGGCUGUACAUGCUCAACGAUCCUGACAUGGACCUCACUGACCCCGCCACAGAAGACGCCUUUCGGAUGGACCGGCUGUAGAGUCGCUGCCAAGUUGACCGACUGUGUCAGAGGAACCCGGCCUGAGGGGAGAGGGAUAUUUUGGGGGUGUUGGGAGCUCGUGGCGAGGCCCCAGCUGUGCAGUGUAUUCAUCCCACACUCCCACCUCCCUUCACCAGCCGCCCCUUUCUAAAAGCUAUGGUAAGAUAAGCUAAAUGGUCGACAGUUUGCUUUCUCCACUCCGUAUGGAAAAGAUGAAAGGGCGACGUUGUCAUGUUUGGUGGAUAUUGCGCUUAAGGUUCUGCCUGUGACCAGUCUGUGCUAACCACAUACAUCCCUUAACUUGUUUGUUUAUUUAUUUAUUUUAUUACAUGCCUCCUGAUGGCCUUUCUGUUGGUUUUUGUAAAGAAAACAAAAAGUAGGGGAUACAACACUACAUUGGUCUGGCCUUCCAUUUGAAGACAUUAACUGAUUUAAAAUCAUGUCUGCAGUGGAAACUGUUUUAUCUUUCUCUCACCUGUCAUACUAGAUUAGCAUGUCUUGCCUCAUUAUCACCCAUCUGCUUUUUCACAACCGCCCUUCUCAUGGCUCAUAGUCCCGUGUAGCUCAGUUGGUAGAGCAUGGCGCUUGCAACGCCAGGGUUGUGGGUUCGA
Coregonus clupeaformis (lake whitefish) is the source of this 2234-nucleotide messenger RNA. RefSeq names its product CREB-regulated transcription coactivator 1-like. Gene Ontology annotation, biological process: protein homotetramerization; positive regulation of transcription by RNA polymerase II. The record is from RefSeq and is a predicted model, not a curated record. The transcript is spliced from 13 exons. Bases 13 to 1623 code for a protein of 536 amino acids. Gene Ontology annotation, cellular component: cytoplasm; nucleus. NCBI's taxonomy places the organism in Eukaryota, Metazoa, Chordata, Actinopteri, Salmoniformes, Salmonidae. Gene Ontology annotation, molecular function: cAMP response element binding protein binding.